Xyrauchen texanus (razorback sucker) is the source of this 2955-nucleotide messenger RNA. RefSeq names its product N-acetyllactosaminide beta-1,3-N-acetylglucosaminyltransferase 2-like. The record is from RefSeq and is a predicted model, not a curated record. The transcript is spliced from 3 exons. Lineage: Eukaryota; Metazoa; Chordata; Actinopteri; Cypriniformes; Catostomidae. The coding region runs from base 533 to 1798 and encodes 421 amino acids. Gene Ontology annotation, cellular component: membrane. Gene Ontology annotation, molecular function: protein N-acetylglucosaminyltransferase activity.
GGGUGAGGUCGUAUGCGGCGUUUUUGUCUUCACUGUAAUAAACUUUCCCACGCCCAACGACACCACAGUGACCGCUCGAAUCGCUGCCUGUCUGGCAGACAUCUCAGCCUGGAUGAAGGAACACCACCUUCAACUCAACCCUGCCAAGACCGAACUCCUUGUCUUUCCAGCCAACCCGGCUGUUGAACGCAACAUCACCGUGCAGCUGGGUCCAACUACAGUUUCGCCUUCCAAAACGGUCUGAAAUCUAGGGGCACACAGCUGAACUUAAACGACGAUGCAAUAUUCAAGACCCUGAAUUCAAUUUGGAGUUAUUUUUCUUCAAAAAGGAAGACACAAGUAAUUUGAGUAUGUGUUGGUCUUGAAUAUAAAAAGAUAACGGAACAUCAGCAUUGAUCCCCAUAGAAGAACAGAGACUGAGUGGUACUUCAAGUUAUUUCUGGUGUGUGACACCCCCCAACCAUUUCCUGUGCAGGCCAACAUCCUUUUGUGUCUCAAGUGUGAGCUACUCUUGACACAGAGUUGCCUUAAAAUGAGAAUAAAGUAUAUAAAGUACUUUCUUGUAGCAUUAGCUAGCAGCUUUUGCUUUGUUAUAUUCUAUUCCAAGCUAAAGGAUGUGGCACGCUCUCAAAGAGAGAUGACUGAAAUGUCAUCAGUGAAAACAGCCACCCCUCAACAGAGGGUGUCCACCACUGUAAGAAAGAUAUCCAACAUUAUGACACCAUAUAAACUUACACCAUUCAAUAUUUCUGAGGGCUUCAGAAAAGAUAUUCCAAAAAAUGGUGCAUACUGGAACAGAAAACUUCAUUCUCUUCUCAGGGAAUUCGACAAUGCUGUAAAUCAAACCCGCAAGGACCCACGCAGCAGGUUUCGCUGUCGGCCUGAGAGUUUUGAGUUACUGCAAACAAACAUUCAGGAUCUUCAGUCAUACCCCCUACUCUAUAUGGACUUCCUUAAUGGCAUGGAAUGUCGAGAUCCACCAAUUCUUAUCAAUCAGCAUAGCAAGUGUGCGUUGAAGGAAAAUGAUCAAAUUUUCCUUCUUUUUGCAAUUAAAUCCACCUCGAAGCACUUUGAGAGGCGUCAAGCCAUUCGAGAGACCUGGGGAAGAGAAGGGUCAUAUGAUAAUGGGGUGCAGGUGCGAACGGUCUUUCUGUUGGGUCGAUCAUCUUUGGAUGAUCCCAAUCUUGACAAACUGGUUUCGUUGGAGGCUCAGCAGUUUCAAGAUCUUCUUGUUUGGGAUUUUCAGGACUCCUUCUAUAACCUGACUCUCAAGGAACAUGUGUUCUUCAAAUGGAUUCUUGAUCACUGUCCUUCCGUAUCUUUCAUUUUUAAGGGCGAUGAUGAUGUUUUUGCCAACACUCAAGCAAUACUGAAUCAUUUACAGUCUCUAGACCCUGCUCAGGCCUCAUCUUUGUACACUGGGCAAAUCAUUGAGAAAGCCAGCCCCUUACGAGACUCUAAAAUAAAAUAUUAUGUUCCUCAAACGUUCUAUGAAGGUCCUUACCCUCCUUAUGCUGGUGGUGGUGGAUUUCUCUUUUCUGGCAACCUAAUCCCAUCACUUUACCAUGUUUCCUUCUACAUACCCUUCUUCCCUAUUGAUGAUGUCUACACAGGGAUGUGCUUCAAAGCACUUGGAAUCAGUUCAUCGAUACACGGUGGUUUCAGGACAUUUGACAUUCGGGAACAGGAUCGGGAGAAUGCAUGUGUACACAAAGACUUGCUCCUGGUGCACAAACGCAACCCUCAGCAGACCAUGAGGCUGUGGAGGAAUAUGCACAGCUCCAUGCUAACCUGCUGAGAAGUCACUGGUAGACUGCCACGGUCAACUUGAAACAGAUGAUUUUGUUCAGAUAUUGUUCUUUAUGUAAAUUCUGAAACCAAUUUUUAAGACCCGUUGGCAAGUAAAAGCUGGUAAAAGCCUGUUUCUGGGUCAAAACAUUGGAAUCUAGUGCAUAAGAUUAUCUGUAAUUCUAGUCCAGGUUUUGGAAUUUGAAGAUUUUGUGAGGUCUAUAGAUUAAGUCUUUUUUUUUUUUUUUGGUUUGUUUUCUGCUGGGUUGAGGUGACUUUGCUGUAUUAUAUUUAAAGAUUGUACAUGAGAGAAAAUAUCUAUUUUUUUGGAUCUAAUGCAAUUUUACCAGCAUGGUGUCCACCGCUUUAGUUCAACUGUCCAUCUUGACCUUUUACAGGUUAAUUUUUACAGCCUGUUCUCAUGACUCUGGUGACAUUUUUGCAGAAUGAUAUUACGUGGUUCCUUUCACGCAUCAUGGCAGUUUUGAGGUGAAAUGUCCACUGAGUGGUGCUAAAAGUGAGUAAAGUUUUCUCUCAAACAGAUGAGGUCUUUACAGUUAAUGUUCUAUCGAUGUUUUAACUCAACGAAACCUACCUACCUCCCUACCCUAAACCUUCAUCUUAAACCUAACUGAUAGUCUCAUACAAGCAAACAUGACAUAAAUGCAAUUGCUGUGAAGAAAACCUGUAAUUUUGUCAUGCUUCUAUGACACUUUUAGCUUGCGUGUCGAUUAGCGUUACCCUUCAGGUCUUGUGAACAGGACCUGGUGCUUUGCAUCGCUGCUCACAGUGUAACUAAAAAAAUGAAGUGUUUAUGAACCGAUAGCAUAGUGUGCUCAUGAGUUGUUAAAAAAAAAAAAAAAAGGAAUUGUUGUAGUGCCUCUAGUAUUUAUUUCAACCGAAAACUGCCGCAAUAUGUACAAGGUGACACGUAAAAAUCAUUUUGCAAAAAUGUAGGUAUAGUAAUUGGAUUCUAUACUUAAGGAAAUGGUUUAGUUCAAAAUGAAAAUUGUCUGUAUUUACUCACCCAAACCCAAUGUUACAAACAUAUAUGAUGUAUAAAAAAAAAUCUGUGGAUCCUUUUUGUUGAAUUGUAAUGUAUGAACAUUACGCUUUCAUUCAAUGACAACUAUUAAACAACAUGGUAACACCAUAAAAGUACUAUAU